Molecule: messenger RNA, 888 nt
Organism: Alternaria arborescens
Lineage: Eukaryota; Fungi; Ascomycota; Dothideomycetes; Pleosporales; Pleosporaceae
Exons: 2
Coding region: 1-888 (295 amino acids)
Molecular function (GO): protein binding
Source: RefSeq, a predicted model, not a curated record
AUGAACGGUCUCGAUACCCUCCCACCAGAGAUUCUCUUCAACAUCCUCUCGUACGCCGAGCCCAUCUGUAACCUCAACCUCACGUCUUACCCGCUCAAUGCGCUCGCCGCUACCAACAAACAACUCAAUGCCGUGGUCGAAGAAUAUGCGCGCAACCUACUCAAACGCCAUGCCGACAUUGUGCCACCGCGCAAUGCAAGAGUCUUCACAUGCCGCCGCAAAUGGCUAGCCGAAAUAUGUUACUUCUGCAAGAAACCCAGUAAAAGGAAGGCAUGUCUCUACAAGAUACUCGUAUGCUGUUUCAAAUGCGACAAAGCCGAGUUUCCAAAGAUGACAAUGACCCAAGCAAUCCAAGAAACCCACCUCUCGAAACUCGACCUCUUCACGCCCUCCCCACUUCAUCCCACCCUUCCACCUCUACCAACCGGCCUCUACCACUGCAUGGGCGGCACCGCAACCAUGCUCUCCACUCCGCACGUCCAAGCCCGCAAGACCUACAUCCACACGCUCCUCGGCUCCAAAGCCACCGACGAGUCAUAUAUGCGCCCGCGCCCCUCGGCCCACGAGCGCAUAAUCAAGCACCUAAACAUUGAGUACUUUGAAGGGCGUGGGUGGUGGCAAGCGCCGGACAUGGAAGACAAGGACUCUUGCGAAGGGGAUGCUGGAGAAGGAGAGGGAAAGAAGAAGGGUAGAGGGCCGUAUAGUAUGAGGAGUGCGGAGAGUAGGAGGGCGUACGCUGAGAAGGGGCUGAAGAGGGAGUGGUUGGCGUUGGGUAUGGAAGAGCAUGAGGAUUUUAUGGGUGGUGUGAAGAGGAGGAGGGGGAGGGUGGGGAUAGGGUGGAAGAACAAGGGGGGUGAUUCUAUGGAGAGUGCGAUCGCGAUUGAUUGA